AUGCAUUAUAAGGUCUUCAUCGCAACGUUGCUACUUGUAACAACUGCAAACGCCCUUAUGGCAGCGCCAGUACUUCUCGGCUCCCACAAGCUCGUCAAGGGUCUCCAUCUGGAGAUCCUCAAACCUAACACCAAGACUCAGUCACCAGAGAACGUGACGAAUAUGCUCAAAAAACUUGUUACGGAGUGUUCAAGUGAUGUUUAUGUGAUUGUGGACGUGCCAGGUCUCGAAUCCCCCGACUUGACGGUGAGCAAAGAAGCCAAUUGGCCUAAUUUGGUCAAGUACCUUCACAUGUCCUCUUCAGUGGUAGGACUUCCCUGGAUGGAGGGAACACUUGAUCUCUCAUUCUUGGAGAAGUAUAUAGUGCGGACCUGUAAAGCAGAGACGGUGGUUGUGCAUGAGAAAGAGGAGGAGGUGGAGCAGUAUAGAGAUAUUCGUAAACGAGUGAUCAAGAUGGAUCUUAAGGAGAUUCCCGAGAACCAGCCCGAUAGAGACGUGGCUAUUCGGGCAGUUGACGACUUGAUCCGUAAGAUCUUGAGAAAACUUCCAUCUCCUCACUAUACUAUACUUUUGACUCUGAGCAAGACGUCUACGGUGCAUCCAGUUCCAGAUUUUGCAAUGACUGAAAUGCCCGACCAUUUCGAGAUCUUUAACGAUAUUGUCAAUGAUCCAAGAAGAGAACACGAGGUGGAAAGAAAUAACUACAUGUAUAAAGAGGCCGAGCCGUAUUGGAACGAUAAUCGAGACCCAUCGGUGAUUCAUGCAGAGAAGAUGAGAGCCCAGGAGAUCCAUUUGUUUGAUUAUGAGUUGUGGGAGCAAAAUGAGAGGUUAGUGAUGGCAGUGAUGUUGAUGGCGGUGAGUUUGUUUGUGGUGAAGGUAUUGGGACGUCCGUUGGUGAGAAUAAUGAGUAUGUUGAGAUUACGUAGGUGA
Molecule: messenger RNA, 930 nt
Organism: Sungouiella intermedia
Lineage: Eukaryota; Fungi; Ascomycota; Pichiomycetes; Serinales; Metschnikowiaceae
Source: the annotation of a GenBank genome assembly